AUGGUCUCUCCUACUCUUGUUGGUCUGGCGCUGCUGGCAUCGCAAGUGGCGGCCCACGGCGGCCUCUUUGACCCCAAGCCGACGUUCAUUGAGCCCAACAGCGACCCGACGCGCUUCUGCGGCACGAUCGAUGGCCCCACGUCGCUCCCCGGCUCGGCGUACAACCAGGACCCGGGCUACAACGCCGCGCAGUUUGCGGCCAACUUCAAGGCGAGCAAGUACAAGACGCUCAAGGCGUUCCUGGAUGCGUGGGACACGAGCGCACAGUGCGGCCAGUGCGGCAUCACCAAGGUCGACGCGGCCAACCCGCAGCCGCUGCCGAGCAUCGUCAAGUGGCGCCACGGCGACAACGAGGGCUUUACGCCGUCGCACGAG
Saprolegnia diclina VS20 is the source of this 375-nucleotide messenger RNA. RefSeq lists its product as hypothetical. The annotation marks the transcript as partial. NCBI's taxonomy places the organism in Eukaryota, Oomycota, Saprolegniomycetes, Saprolegniales, Saprolegniaceae. The record is from RefSeq and is a predicted model, not a curated record. The transcript has a single exon.